AUGUCUGAAGGGUACGGCGACUUUUCCGACGCCAGCGUCAACGCGAACCCGCGCUUGAGCUUUUGCGCUGACACUAGACUUUUCUUCAUUUGCAGGACCCUCGCAUCGGCAGUUGCCGUGCCAGAGCAGGAUCAUGAACGCCAAUCGCCUGAGGUUUCCGCGAAACGAAGACAAUCCUCGGUAUCGGAGCACGAAACAAAGCGGCGCCGCCUAAGUUCGCAAGGCGAUAUCUCCCCGCAUGCCCAGCGACAGCGGCAUUCGCCACCGGCGCCAGCAGCUGAACGAAGGCCUCCCAGGCAAGGCCGCGAAGAGGACCGCAAGCGGGGGCAGCGGCUGUUCGGCGCGCUGCUGGGCACACUCUCGCAGAGCUCCACCUCGGCGGCGCAGAAGCGGCGUGCUGAUAUUGAGAAGCGGCAGCAGGAUAAGCUGAAGUCUCAGGCUGAUGAGUAUGAUGGGCUGAAGAAGCGUCGGAAAGAACGUCGCGCUCUGAUUCGGAGGAAAGAGCAGCCAUUCUACGAACGGGAGGCUCUGCAGACUCGGCAUUCGAACUUGACUGCCGCGGCGCAUUUCCUGAAGACCCGAGCAGAACCAGUCUUAGUUCGUUACGCCCGCCCUUACCAUCUAGAUUCAAUGGCUAACUCCAGUGUCGUGCAGUUCUAUAAGCCGUGGCAGUUACGAGCUGGUGAUGAAGCGGUGAUACAGGAACAAAUCGAGGAAGCCGAAGCGACAGUUAUUCGGGAAAUUGCCGAAUUUGAUGCCCGAUAUCCACCCGAGGCCUUCGUGGUCGAGAAAAUAGACCCAAUAUCGCAGGAAUCGGCCGGACCUCAGGGAGACUCAGAUGGAGCACAGCAGCAGGCUGAGCUCGCCUCGGCGCAACCCUCGGCCCCAGAGCCUGCGGCAAUUGCAAAAGAGCCCGAGGAGACUCAAGUGAAAACAGAUGCAUAUCCUCGUCAAGAGCUAAGCUCUGAGCCCACUAAAACCGACACAGUACCUACCAGCGAGGACGAUGCUGCUGAUCCGAAGGAUGCUCACCGGGGCCACCACGACGAUGAUGGCGGUGAAAUGAUGGAAGAUAACGAGGAUACCGUGAUUUACUAG
Molecule: messenger RNA, 1098 nt
Organism: Penicillium canariense
Lineage: Eukaryota; Fungi; Ascomycota; Eurotiomycetes; Eurotiales; Aspergillaceae
Product: pinin family protein
Exons: 2
Coding region: 1-1098 (365 amino acids)
Cellular component (GO): catalytic step 2 spliceosome
Source: RefSeq, a predicted model, not a curated record